Messenger RNA from Mizuhopecten yessoensis (Yesso scallop), 1493 nucleotides. RefSeq names its product solute carrier organic anion transporter family member 4A1-like. Gene Ontology annotation, molecular function: protein binding. NCBI's taxonomy places the organism in Eukaryota, Metazoa, Mollusca, Bivalvia, Pectinida, Pectinidae. Gene Ontology annotation, cellular component: membrane. The coding region runs from base 50 to 874 and encodes 274 amino acids. The record is from RefSeq and is a predicted model, not a curated record. The transcript is spliced from 6 exons. Gene Ontology annotation, biological process: transmembrane transport; sodium-independent organic anion transport.
GAAUCCUGCUUUCCUUUUCACUUGUCUGUCCGCCACAGCCGAGGCCCUUAUGGUCGGUGGUCUAGCGACCUUUGGAUCCAAAUUGUUGCAGGAGUUCUACCAUGUCGACCUUACCAAAGCUGGUCUUAUAAUGGGUCUAAUUACCAUUCCCGGAUCUGGGGGAGGGAUGUUACUUGGCGGAUAUCUCGUGAAGAGAUUCGACUGGAAAUUCCAAGGAAUCAUCCGCUCUCUCACUGGACUGUCGGCUGACUUUAACCGGGACUGUCACUGUACCACGGCCAGGUACGAGCCGGUCUGUGACGGUAACCAUACUGUCUAUUUCACGCCCUGUCACGCCGGAUGUACGGCCGUCAACGUCAAUAGUGACGUCAAGGAAUACCUUAACUGUAGCUGUAUAUUGGAGGGAGUGAGUACGUAUACCCUAUCGUCGGAGGAGGAGUUACGGAGUGACGCGAUAGGAUGCUCCCAUAUGGACCAGUGUCCGUGGUUCUACGUAUUCUGUGUUCUGUUAUUCCUCAACAUGCUGUUCACUUUCAUGACCAUGCCGGCAAGUACUACGGCAACAUUCAGGUGUGUUCAACCACAUCAGAGAUCACUCGCCAUCGGGGUUGAGUUGUUGGUAGUAAGACUGUUAGGGACAACGCCAGGACCAAUACUGCUAGGAGCAAUAAUAGACAGCGCAUGCUCAGUGUGGCAGGACAGCUGUGGACAAAUCGGAUCAUGUUGGACGUAUCGGAAGUUCGAUCUAGGCAUUCGUCUCAUGGUUUGGUUUGCAACGCUGAAACUAUUGGGUGUCAUAUUUGCCACUAUUGCAUACAAAGUGUAUGUGCCUCCCCCCGUUGAGGAUAUUGCUGCAAAUGUGGACGAUAGUUAAAAAGGUGGUUUCAACUAGAAUGUAAAUUGUAUCAUAUAUAAAACUCUGUAACUUAUUAAGAUCUAAAAGAUGUUCGUCAAUGACGAAUCAAAUGCAUAUUUCUAACAGUUGAAUACUUACUUUUUUUUCCACCGAGAAAUGACAACUGCUUCCAUUGAUUGUCAGAACACAAGGAAUCGCCUACCUUCUAUAGCUAUAAAAAUAAGAACUACUUGCUUGUAUCUCAUUUGACCCCCUGAAAUUGAAAUGGAAGACACCACAAACUUCCCUUCGUCAGCUUUAUACUUUGGCUCGAAUCUGAAGUAUAAUGGUUAUCUGGCCACCUAUUACCAAACACUGACAACGUGACGUCAUUAAUUUCACAACCGUUAACUAUCCUUUCCUCAGAUGUAAAAUACCAGCCUCUCCUGUUAAUGGAAUAUACAUGUUAUAAUUAAUUCGCUACUCUCCAGCAUGUCAAAGUAUCCGGAUUUAUAAGUUCGAUACGUUGGCCAAUACAUCACGUAACCAAUGUUAUCUAGCGGAGCGACAUUAACCUACACUGACCUGAUUUCCAGUGAUGAUCUUCGACCAUAGUUGCAGAUAUGUUUUUAAAUUUUUGUUUUCAUUUUUCAGGCAG